Callorhinus ursinus (northern fur seal) is the source of this 1719-nucleotide messenger RNA. It is a transcript of the gene DMRT2, whose product is annotated as doublesex and mab-3 related transcription factor 2. Gene Ontology annotation, biological process: sex differentiation; regulation of transcription by RNA polymerase II. The record is from RefSeq and is a predicted model, not a curated record. Gene Ontology annotation, molecular function: RNA polymerase II cis-regulatory region sequence-specific DNA binding; DNA-binding transcription factor activity, RNA polymerase II-specific. Gene Ontology annotation, cellular component: nucleus. NCBI's taxonomy places the organism in Eukaryota, Metazoa, Chordata, Mammalia, Carnivora, Otariidae.
AUGGCAGGCCGGCCGGCAGCGGGCCCGGCGGCCGGAGACUGGGAGAUCGACGUGGAGAGCCUGGAGCUGGAGGAGGACGGCCGCGGGCCGCCGCCGCCUACGCCGCCCGGGCCCAGCCCGCCGUCGGCCGACGGGGACGGCGAAGACGAGGAGGACGAGGACGACGACGACGACGCGGAGGACGAGGGCGACGGCCUGGACGCGGGCGCGUCCCCCGGGGCGCCGGGCCGGCCGGGGCAGCAGCGGGGACCACCGCCGGGGCCAACCCCCGCGCCGCGGGCCUCGCCGCCGCAGGCCGGGCCGCCGGAGCGCGGCGCGAACGCGGGCGGCGGCGCGGAGCCGCGCAAGCUCAGCCGCACCCCGAAGUGCGCGCGCUGCCGCAACCACGGCGUGGUGUCCUGCCUCAAGGGCCACAAGCGCUUCUGCCGCUGGCGCGACUGCCAGUGCGCCAACUGCCUGCUGGUGGUGGAGCGCCAGCGCGUCAUGGCCGCCCAGGUGGCGCUCCGGAGGCAGCAGGCCACCGAGGACAAGAAGGGGCUUUCUGGGAAGCAGAAUAAUUUCGAGCGCAAAGCUGUGUAUCAGAGGCAAGUCAGGGCACCCAGUUUGCUGGCCAAAAGCAUUUUAGAAGGCUACCGCCCCAUUCCAGCCGAGACUUACGUGGGAGGGAGCUUACCCCUACCUCCCCCAGUAAGUGACCGGAUGCGGAAAAGGCGGGCCUUUGCUGAUAAAGAGUUGGAGAACAUUAUGCUGGAGAGAGAAUAUAAAGAGAGGGAGAUGUUGGAAGCAUCCCAAGCUGCUGCCUUGUUCCUGCCCAACCGCAUGGUGCACGGACCUGAAUAUAACUCCUACAAAAGCGCCUAUAGCCCCACCCCAGUGGAACCGCCAAACAAAGACUUCUGCAAUUUUCUGCCCACCUGCCUUGAUCUAACCAUGCAGUAUUCAGGGUCUGGGAAUAUGGAACUCAUUUCUUCCAAUGUCAGUGUGGCCACGACUUACAGACAGUAUCCCUUGUCCUCGAGAUUUUUAGUUUGGCCCAAGUGUGGCCCCAUCAGUGACACUCUUCUCUAUCAGCAGUGCCUGCUAAACACCACCACUUCGGUUCAAGCCCUGAAGCCUGGGGCCAGCUGGGACUUGAAGGGGGUGCAAGUCCAGGAUGGACUUGUGGCAGAACAUGACGUGAUGCCCCCCAAACUAGAAGGCUCGCUGCUUCUGCCUCACGCUCCGGAGGUCCCGACCGCAAGAGGUGACCUUCAGGGUCACCAGGCUGUCCCCGAGAGGUCUGCAUUCUCCCCACCCAGACGGAAUUUCUCUCCCAUUGUUGACUCGGACUCCCUGGCAGCUCAAGGGCACAUCUUAACCAAGAUCAGCAAAGAAAGCACCAGGCACCCUCUGCCACUUAAACAUAAUCCAUUCCACUCAUUAUUCCAGCAAACUCUGAAUGACAAAUCAGGUCCUGGGUUGAAAACACCAUUUGUCAAAGAGGCCUUUGAAGAGGGCCCUAAGAAACACAGAGAGUGUUUAGUCAAGGAGAACCAGAAGUACACAUUUACAAUAGACAGAUAUGCCAAAGACCUUUUCGUAGCCAAACAAGUUGGAACAAAACUCUCUGUGAAUGAACCGCUGUCAUUUUCUGUUGAGUCUAUUCUUAAGAGGCCUUCAUCUGCCAUCACUCACAUCUCUCAGUGAAAGGCUGCUUACACAGAAAGCUGGAUUUUCUGC